AUGGCCAAUGUGACGGUCAGCGGUCCAGGUGUGAAGAAGGGGCACCGCUACACGGAUGUGCAGGGGUUGCCAUGCAUAGCGAAGCUGGUGCGCUCCGUGGACGAGACACCGGAGCCGAUCGGCACCGCCAUCCGCGGGCAAAUCCCGUCCUGGAUCCACGGCAGCUUCCUCCGAAACGGGCCCGGCAAGUUCGAGUUCGGCAACAAGAGCUUUAACCACUGGUUCGACGGCAUGGCGCUGAUGCACCAGUUCAGGAUCGAGGCGGGUCAGGUGACCUACAGAAGCCGUUUCCUGCACAGUAGCUCCUACAGGGCCAACAGUGAGCACGACCGCAUCGUGGUGUCCGAGUUUGGCACCGUCUCCGUGCCAGACCCCUGCAAGAACUUCUUCGAGCGCUUCCUGUCACGCUUCGAUAAAAUGCAGCCGACAGACAAUGCCAGCGUCAGUUUUGUCAAGUACAAGGGAGACUACUAUGUCAGCACAGAGACCAACUUCAUGCACAGGGUUGAUCCUGAGACCCUAGAGACGAAGGAGAAGGUGGACUGGGGCAAGUUUAUCGCUGUGAAUGGAGCUACAGCGCACCCACACACCGAACCUGACGGCACCACGUACAACAUGGGAAACUCCUACACCGGCAAAGGUGCGUUUUACAACAUCAUCUGCGUGCCGGCAGAGAAGGAGAGGCCAGUGGACACGCUGGAGGGGGCGAAGGUGGUCUGCAGAAUCCCCUCAGUGGACAAGGGCAAGCCCUCCUACUACCACAGCUUCGCAAUGACUGAGAAUUAUGUGGUGUUCAUUGAGCAACCAAUUAAAAUGGACCUCUUGAAGAUCCUAUCAGGCAAAAUUUGGGGAAAGGGGAUCAGCAAGGCAGUCUACUGGGACCCCAAACAGGAAACAAUUUUCCAUGUGAUCAACAAGCACACUGGCAAGCUGAACCCGGUGAAGUACCACGCGAAGCCACUGUCCACCUUCCACCAGAUCAACGCCUUUGAGGAGGACGGCUUCCUGGUGAUGGACAUGUGCUGCUCGGACGAUGGGAAGGCCAUCAACAACUACAUGAUCCAGAACCUGCGCAAGGCUGGAGAGGACCUGGAUGAGGUCUACAACACCAUGUGCAGAGUCUUCCCCCGACGAUUCGUACUGCCUCUCACCGUGGAUAAUGACACUCCCCUCGGCCAAAACCUCAACACCCGCAUCAACAGCCCGGCCACCGCCAUCAGGAUCGCCAAAGACAAGGUGUACUGUACCCACGAAGAUCUCCAUGGAGAUGACCUCCAUGACUACGGUGGCCUGGAGUUUCCACAAAUCAACUAUGCCAAAUACAACACCCGGCCAUACCGCUACUUCUACGGCUGCGGUUUCAGACAUCUGGUGGGCGACUCCCUCCUGAAGAUGGACCUCCAGGAGAAAAAGAUGAAGGUGUGGCAGCACCAGGACCUCUACCCCUCAGAGCCUGUCUUUGUCCCAUCACCUGAUGCCACGGAGGAGGACGAUGGAGUUAUUCUGUCUGUAGUCAUCACUCCCAUCGCGGAAAACAGCACCUUCCUAUUAGUUCUGGAUGCAAAAACCUUUGAGGAGCUGGGGCGAGCCGAGGUGCCUGUCAACAUCCCCUACGGUUUCCAUGGGGCGUUCAAUGCCAGCAUGUAG
Messenger RNA from Megalops cyprinoides (Indo-Pacific tarpon), 1647 nucleotides. RefSeq names its product beta,beta-carotene 9',10'-oxygenase-like. The record is from RefSeq and is a predicted model, not a curated record. Gene Ontology annotation, biological process: carotene catabolic process; retinal metabolic process. NCBI's taxonomy places the organism in Eukaryota, Metazoa, Chordata, Actinopteri, Elopiformes, Megalopidae. The transcript is spliced from 12 exons. Gene Ontology annotation, molecular function: beta-carotene 15,15'-dioxygenase activity; carotenoid dioxygenase activity. Bases 1 to 1647 code for a protein of 548 amino acids. Gene Ontology annotation, cellular component: mitochondrion.